CAAACAACAUGAACAAUAAGAUAAAGAUGCAAUGAAUCUCUUAUAAAUGGUACGCAGAAGAAAGUAGAAAGACUAAGAGGCUUCACUCCAACUGUGUCGUUCUCAAUACUAUGGCGACUAAUGCUACUAUUGCUAACACUCAGGUUGAUCGAAGUGUUAGUAUAAGUGCUACAAAUUUACCUCCACCGUGUGAGGGAAAAAUGGUGACGGUUUUGUCUAUUGAUGGUGGUGGUGUUCGAGGUUUAAUUCCUGCAGCUAUACUCGAGUUCCUUGAAUCUAAAUUGCAGGAACUUGACGGAGAAGAUGCAAGAAUUGCAGAUUAUUUUGAUCUUAUCGCAGGGACCAGUACUGGAGGGUUAUUGACAGCCAUGCUUACAGUUCCUGAUAAGAACAAUCGACCGCUUUUCACAGCUAAAGGCGCUGUCGAGUUCUACCACGAACAUUGUCCAAAAAUCUUCCCUCAUACCGCAAAGGCGAUAAUUUUGGGUCCUAUUAAGAGCUUGUUUGGUGCAAUAGCGGGUCCUAAAUAUAAUGGCAAAUACCUCAGAAAGAUACUGGGCACAUUGCUUGGGGAUAUCAAGCUCCACCAAACGUUAACCAACGUCCUUAUUCCAGCUUUCGACAUCAAAAUCCUUCAACCCACCAUCUUCUCCACACACGACGCGAAACUAGAGCCGCUGAAAAACCCAUUAAUGUCAGAUGUAUGCAUCAGCACAUCUGCAGCUCCAACUUAUCUUCCAGCUCAUUUCUUUGAUACUGUGGAUGACAAUGGAAAUUCUCGUUCAUAUAACCUGAUCGAUGGAGGUGUUGCUGCUAAUAAUCCUACAUUAAUGGCGAUGAGUCAUAUAUCCAAGGAGAUACUAAAGGAGAAUCCAGACUUUUAUCCGAUCAAAGCAAUGGAUUGUAGAAAAUUCCUUGUACUUUCAUUAGGAACUGGAUCAGCUAAAGUAGAAGAAAAAUUUACUGCAGCUUUAGCUGCUAAAUGGGGGAUUUUGGGUUGGCUUUACAACAAUGGUUCCACACCCUUGAUCGACAGCUUUUUCCAUGCCAGCUCUGAUGUCGUCGACAUUCAUACGUCAGUUCUUUUCCAAGCACUGAAAUGUGAGAAAAACUAUCUUCGGAUUCAGGAUGAUUCAUUGACAGGAGAUGCAUCUUCAGUAGAUAUAUCAACAAAGAAAAAUUUAGAAAGUCUUGAAGAAAUUGGUAAGAAACUAUUGAGCCGACCUAUUUCGAGAUCAAACUUGGAAACUGGAAAAUUUGAUGAGAUUAAAGGUGAAGGAACAAAUCAAGAUGCGCUUAUUCGGUUCGCUGAACUCCUGUCUGAUGAACGUCGGCUUCGACAAGGCCAAAAGGCACACUAGGAGUCAAGACGGAUUAAGCAUAUCUCUUUCAAUCUUGUUUAUCCAUUAGUCUUUCUUUUGACUGCACGUUGACGUUGAAUAAUAAAUGAAAUGACAAGUAUGUGUGUUCAUUCCAUUAUGUUGGGAUACCGACAUGUUAUCAUCCGGUUUUAAAGACCUUGAGUGAUUAAAAAAAACGAUCAUUGACUUGAUCAAUUUCUUGUGUA
Papaver somniferum (opium poppy) is the source of this 1567-nucleotide messenger RNA. Its product is annotated as patatin-like protein 2. Gene Ontology annotation, biological process: lipid metabolic process. The transcript is spliced from 5 exons. The record is from RefSeq and is a predicted model, not a curated record. Lineage: Eukaryota; Viridiplantae; Streptophyta; Magnoliopsida; Ranunculales; Papaveraceae. Gene Ontology annotation, molecular function: monoacylglycerol lipase activity; glycerophospholipase activity. The coding region runs from base 111 to 1361 and encodes 416 amino acids.